AGAAUACCACUUUGUUUAUUUUUGGUGUCGUUUAAGCUGAGGUUGGUGGCCUUUAAGUUGAGAGCCACCGAUGAUCGGUGCUUAGCUAACCCUUUCUUGCAAAAUACAAUUUAAAAAAAAAAAAAAAAAACUGAAAACAAAAUGCUAUUAAUGUUCUCUCCCCUUUAACAAACGACAAACUCCUCCCCUUCAUUCUGUCCCCCCUCCCUUCCCCAUUCAAUCUCUCCUCCCUCCCGUAUCCUCUCCCCCCCUCUUCUCACGAGACAGCGCCACCGUCCACCGGUCGCCAAUGACCGUCAUAUGAUACCUCCAUAAUCCUCUUCCCAUCCUCUUUCCAAUCCCCAAGUUAGUUUCUACAAAUUCGUGGCCGAAUUUCCUCAAUUUCUGAUCUAAUAAACGGUGACCCCGGCCAAGCCUGCCGGAGUUGGACCUCCGACGGUCUUGAGUACGACGUUGGGAUGUUGUCCCUUGUCGAUAAGGACUAAUUGGAGCCUGGGUGGGCGAUUUUGAUGCGUAAUAUGGGAUUGUUCGGCAAUGGGUGUGAUGAGGCCGGAGCUGGUUCAAGUCCAUCACCACAACAAAAACGUUUGCAACCAGAAAACCUCGUCAGCCUCAACCAUGAGUUUACAUGCAAGGGAUCAAGUAGCGCUCCAUUGACAGUCAAGGGGUGGAAAGAAUUAACUAUGGAGGAGAAGAUGGAAAUUGCGAAUGGUUUGAAGCAGCAUCCCAUAUUAUACUCCCUUGGCUAUCACUAUGACAAUGGUUCGAGAAGCGGCAGAGGAUUUCAACGCAAGAUCGAGACAUUUGAUACUAUGGGCUCUGGUAGGGUUUGUGCUAGAAAAGCAUAUGAAGAAGGGAUGGCUAGACGCGGUAGCGGCGUUUCCAUAGACGACGUAAAGGAGGAAGUUGCCUUUGCGUUGUUAAUGGCCGCUUUGGAAGAUGGUAACACUGGCGGAAAAUUACACGCAACGCCCAGAAGAUAACUGUAGAAAUGGCAGAUCUCCCAAGGAGACCUCUUUCUCAACCGACAGUUUACCAUCGUGUCGCAGAGUUUGUACCGUUUAAGCGUGACAACGGCGCUGGUGAUGGUGUUUUUGGCAGAGUAGGCUCUGCUCUCCUGAUCUCUGAACACCUCAGCUCCGACGAGGUACUUCUCCCUGGGUGCUUCUCUUAUCACUCGCCCGGACUUCCUCUUUUUUUUUUUUAUUAUUAAAAUAUUUGGUGUCGCUUAUGGACCAUAGCACAAGAAAUAUUUUAUGUAUCUAGAUGUUAGGUAAUGUCGGUUAUAACCGACAGUAUGUUUGAUUAAUUUAUUAUUUUAACUGUUGAUGUCGGUUAGGACCGAUAGUAGGUUUGAUAUUUUAAUUCUUUAAUUGUUGCUUGACGUCGCUUAGAACCGCCAUCAUGUCAAAACUUAACGUCGCUUCUAAUCGACGUAAUGUUGGAUGUCGCUUUUAAGCGACACUGUUGUUCU
This is a messenger RNA of Malus domestica (apple), 1474 nucleotides long. Lineage: Eukaryota; Viridiplantae; Streptophyta; Magnoliopsida; Rosales; Rosaceae. The record is from RefSeq and is a predicted model, not a curated record.